CCGUUACCAUCAGGAUGUCAACAAACCUGAAAGGGAAUUUAGCUGAACUAAUGCCAUGAAUCUUAAUGCCGGUUCAAAUCUGAGCUUAACGUUUAUUGUGACUACGAGUCACGUAUUUUUGAAAGCAUAAGGAUGUCAUCCACUCAGGCUGGUCAGUCAACGGUUGUACACAGACUUGCCACAUUACUGCGAAAUAAUGGUGACUCUGUACUGGAUGGUUCCAGUACGCUCACCCUGCAAGUGCGAUGUUUACAGCACCUGACACAACUCUUCGAGCGGCACCUUCUUUCACGCACACAUCAGCAUGGUUUUCUGGCUCUGCCUUCGCACCCAGCAGACACUGCCUCCCUGCUGGAAGUCCAGUUUCUAUUUGACAUGCUGCAGAAGACAGUAUCACUCAAGCUUGUUAAUCCACCUGGUGUGAAACUACAAUAUGUUGUGAAAAUCUUCCCUUUCAAGUCCCUCAAACACUUAGAGCUAAAGCGCAUUCCUCCUCAUUGUCUGGAGGGUCUUAGAGGAGUGUAUUCUCAGCUGGAAGUGUUUACUUGCUCAAAAGGUGUCAGCUCUCUAGAGGAGCUUCUUUCUUUGUGUGGAGGAGAUCUUAGCUCAGCUUUACCCUGGUUAGAACUUCAAACCCUUAAUUUCAGUUACAAUUCCAUUUCCUGUCUCGACGAGUCACUAAGUCUAUUAAAUGUGCUGAAGUGGCUUGACUUAAGCCACAACAAGAUAGAAGACUGUGCUGAAUUUUUAAAGCCACUUACUGAAUUGGAACACCUGAAUUUAGCUUAUAAUAACCUCCAGAGAGCACCUGUGCUGGGCUUGAGUGCUCAAGCCAAACUCACCACCUUGAUCCUUAGAAACAAUGAGCUGGAAACAAUCAAUGGGGUGGAGCAGUUGUCGUCACUUCAGUGUCUUGACCUGGCUUAUAACCUUCUUAUGGAACACUCCCAGCUGGCUCCUUUGUCCCUCCUUCAUAAUCUCAAAACAUUAACCCUCGAAGGAAACCCAUUAUAUUUUCUGAAGACACAUAGGGCAUCUGCUGUCUGUCACCUUUCUCCAAGAACUGCUUUCCAUGGAUUCCAGCUGGAUGGCACCCCUCUGUCCCAGUCUGAUCUUCUGCUAAUACCCAAACCCGGACAGUUGGUUGGCCAGCUGUCCCAUACUUCUCUAGUUGCUAUGGCACAAGACCAAGGUGGGCAGGACGUGUCCAGUGGUGGUGGGGACAUGACUGACAGUGUGUCCGUUUCAGGAGCAACCCGAGUUCGAAAAAAGAAACAAAAAAACAAGGUGAAGGUGAGGAGAGCCAGUAUUUCGGAGCCCAGUGACACAGACCAUGAGAUCACAGUCCAGUCUGCUGUACAAGAUAUUGUUCUCCCUCAUAAGGAGGACAUUGAGAGAAUGGACAGUUUUCGAGAGCAGUUGGGAGAAGACUGGCUACGCUACCAGCAUCAUCUUGAUGAUACUCCAGUCAUCCCAUCUUUCCCAGAAGCAGACACUGUAGUGAACACCAAUGGUCGCUGCACACCACCAUCUCCCCUGCUUAAAACUCACACUCCUCCAACCAGUCUGGUGUUGCUCCCCCCUCCAUUGCUGUCCUCUGAAAUGAAAGAAGAAGAGGCCAAAGAAGAGAUGGAGAGUAGUGAUGUGCAGCCUGAGACCGAGUCUACCCUGCAGUGGUCAGGUCACAGUCCCCUGAACACUGAAUCUACGAUUGAGACGAGUCUUGGAAACACUCAAGCUGCAACUGAUGCAUACUCUGAUCCACAACCACCACCAGACGAGGAUGAGGACGAUAGAGGAGUGGACCUAUGCAGGCCAAUGUUGGUGGGACUGCUGUCAGAGGAUCUGGAGACCGAUCAGAAAAGAGUCUCUGAACCACUCUUCUUACGAGUGCGGCAGGGCCACCUGCUGGAGGUGGAUAUGCACCAGGGUUGUGUUAAAACACGAGUGGAACUAGACAGUCUGCGAGAUGUGGUGACCACUGAGGCCUCCUGCACAGUGGAGAAGGUGAAUGGGACUCAACCAUGCGUGGAGCUCCAUUUUCGCUACAUUAGUCGUGAGAGGCGUAAACGUUGUUACAUAAUGCUGGAUGACAAGCCACAGGAAUCGUUACAGGUAUUGGCAGAAGUUCUCUCAAGAGUUGUGGAAGAAAACAAGCAGCAGGUGGAUGAUGAGAGACCAGAGACCGUUUGGCUACAGUGCCUGAAGUGUCAAGCUGAAUUCUGCCAGCCGGCCACUGAGUCAGACAACAGCCUGAACCACCUGGAUGAGCAAGGGAAUAACAAAUCCACUGUCAUCUGCUCAGAGUGCAAUAGCGAUCACGUGGUUCAGUUAGCUGCCCAAUCAGCUCCUUCCACCAGUACACCAUUUGAACAGAAUGGUGACAGAUACUUUACUUUUGAUGACCAGGAUAAUGCUGACCAUAUCCAGCACACCGAGGUCCAGAGUUUGGCCCUCUCCCAUGGGAGCCCACUUCAUUUGACUCAGCAAUUAGAGACCUCUACAGAGGGAGCUUACUUUCACACAGCCCAUAGUUUCCUUUCUAAUUGUUUGCCCAAUCAGAAUGAAGUUGAGCAGAGAACCUCUCAACUAAUCAACUUCAGCAUAACUGAUGGAGAGGCGCAAAGUGACUUGGAGGGAAUGAAGGAGAAGUUGGCUGACAGCUCCUACUGCAAAAGACAUCAAAAGCAGGAACUGCUGUCACCAAAGUAUACCGGAGGACUAAAGAGUGCUCAGUUUGACCUGCUUUCAGAAGCAGUGGAUCAUCGGCUUCAACUAUUCCUGGAUGUGGAAGUGUUUGGGGGAGAAGAGGAGCUUCGCUGCUUUUUAAAGAUGUCCAUUGUGAAGUUUGGAGAUGCAGUGGAGUUCCAUUCCCUCAUGGUUGUGUCAGACCAAUACAUCUACAUCUUAGAAAUCACCUCACAGUCUGAAGGGCAACCCUCAGACUGGCUGCGGAAAAGAGAAAGCCAUCAGUUGUGUGAGCUCAGCUAUCUGGAGGUGGGUUUGGGUUCUCAGACCAUACACCUGGAGUUUGGCGAAGGAGAUGCAGCGUACACAUUACUUGUGCGAAACAGCACCCGCUGCAAAUGGUUCUUCAGCAAGCUUACAGAAGUUGCAAGGGAAUUGGCCCCCAAGUCUGACAGCAAGCUGAAGGGAAUCUCUACCACUCGACUCAACCCACAGCACCACCUCUGGCACCUAGUCUGUGAAGACAGCCUUCCAUGUGAUGAAGAAAGCCUCCCUCCUUUUCGCUACCUCUUAGCAUUCCUUCAGCAAGAUGAAUCUUUGGACUCUGUGAGUGUACUAGCUACCAAAGACAUGCUGUUUCUCCUUGAUGAAGACCACCAAUGGAGCAAGAGCCAACCUGAAGGCCAGAUAAGCAGUGGGACAGUGACCAUACAGGAAACUCAACCAAUCAGUUGUGUUAGUUCCAUUCAUCUGUUCUCAUCCAAUCCAUGCAAGGUGGAACUAAAACUGUAUGAUGAGAUGGCCAAGAAAGAAAAGACAUGGUCUUUAAUUGCUGAAGAUGAAGAGCUUGUACAAGAUCUGGUUGGUUGGAUCACAAAUCAGUGGGAAACUAUGUUUGGCGUCAAACUGACUACGAUCAAGCGGUAACAUCUAGUCAUAACGUUAAAGAAAGUACCGUUUUUUACAUCAUGAUGAUUCAUGCCUCAAUCUACUGGACCUGUUUUAAUCUAUUGUCUUAUCUUUAAUGUGGACUGUUUGUCUUUUUUUUCCUCUAUAUAAUCCCACCAAAUUCUCUUUUUACUUGUCUUGAUGCCUCCUCCAUGUGCCUUUUUAGCUUUGUACAAGACACACCAAUACACCUUCUAAUACAUAUCUAUGCAUGCACAAAAGGGUUGUUUUAAAUGCAUUUCUGUAGAUGGUAUGAAUGUGGAGGUGUAUUUGUAUCUCAGGGUGAAAAAAAAAAAUCUUUCAUUGGGCUGUCAAAAGUUCAUAAUUCAGUUAUGCAGGCCACAGGAUAAUAACAGAUUUACUUGUUAAUGCAAUGUUAGAUGUUCAGACAUGUUGGUGACCUAAAAUACCAUCUCUCACAUUUUGUAAAUGGGUACACAUAAUUUCCAACCUGAAGUAUUUUGUGUGUUGAUUUGUUUUGUAAGGAGACGGGUGUAUAUGUAGCUCGUGUUCUGUGCAAAUGUGUCUCCCUUGUUACUAAAUAUUCAGUUUGAGCUUUUGUAUUGUGAGCAUUAAAAGGGAGCUAGCG
This is a messenger RNA of Danio aesculapii, 4225 nucleotides long. It is a transcript of the gene stk11ip, whose product is annotated as serine/threonine kinase 11 interacting protein. Gene Ontology annotation, cellular component: cytoplasm. Gene Ontology annotation, molecular function: protein binding. NCBI's taxonomy places the organism in Eukaryota, Metazoa, Chordata, Actinopteri, Cypriniformes, Danionidae. Gene Ontology annotation, biological process: intracellular protein localization. The record is from RefSeq and is a predicted model, not a curated record. The transcript is spliced from 26 exons. The coding region runs from base 133 to 3615 and encodes 1160 amino acids.